UGCACCGUUUAAGAGUUGAAUGGAGUCGACUUUGUCUCUUGUGUGCGCAGGCAUGAUGAUGUUUGGCAGGCGGCACUUGUGCCUCCUCUUCUUCCUGGCCGUGUGCUGGCCCCGCUGCCUCGCCCAGACGCCGACGCCGCCCGCCACCCUUCGCCCGUCUCCGUCCCCGUCGCCCUUGCAGGACCAGACGGAGAGGCUAAAGAUCCGACUGGCGGGAUUCCCGCGCAAGCACAACGAGGGCCGCGUGGAGCUCUUCUACAAGGGCGAGUGGGGCACCAUCUGCGACGACGACUUCUCCAUCUCCAACGCCAACGUGCUGUGUCGACAGCUGGGAUUCGUCGAGGCCACCGGAUGGACGCACAGUGCCAAAUACGGGAAGGGGCAAGGCAAAAUCUGGCUGGACAACGUGCAGUGCGGCGGCGGCGAGCGGAGCGUCGCCGCGUGCAAAUCUCGCGGCUGGGGCAACAGCGACUGCACUCACGACGAGGACGCCGGCGUGGUGUGCAAAGACGAGAGGAUUCCAGGAUUCGUUGACACCAACGUCAUCGAGGCUCACGUGGAGGAGAACAAGUUGGAGGAGGUGCGUCUGCGCGCGGUGGUGGCGGCGGCCAAGAAGCGUCUGCCCGUCACGGAGGGCGUCCUGGAGGUCAAGUACAAGGACGGCUGGGCGCAGGUGUGCGACGCCGGCUGGACGGCCAAGAACACGCGCGUGGUCUGCGGCAUGCUGGGAUUCCCUCAAGAGAAAAAGUUCAACAAGAACUUCUACAGACGUUUGAGAAAGCGCGCCGCCGAGAGGCUCUCCAGGUCAAAGGUUAAAGCCUCGGCAGGGGCCAGGCAGACAGCUAAAGCUAACGCUAACGCUAAGUCUAAACAGAGCAGCGCCAACUCAAGGUUGUUUUUGGAGCGUCAGAAGAACGUGUACCGCGUGCACUCGGUGGCGUGCGCGGGCACGGAGGUGCACCUGGCCGCCUGCCCCAUGGAGUUCAACGGGCCCAACGGCACCGCCUCGUGCCGCGGCGGCUCCCCCGUCGUCGUCAGCUGCAUGCCGGGGCCGCUCUUCGCGCAGCAGCAGAACGGCGGACUCAAGAAGAGAGCCAAAACUUCGAGCACAGUGAGGCUGAAGGGCGGGGCCCGCCUCGGCGAGGGCCGCGUGGAGGUGCUGAAGAGCGGCGAGUGGGGCAGCGUAUGCGACGACCGCUGGAACCUGCAGUCGGCCAGCGUGGUGUGCAGGGAGCUCGGCUUCGGCAGCGCCAAGGAGGCCAUGACGGGGGCGCGCAUGGGCCAAGGAGUGGGACCCAUCUACAUGAAUGAGGUGAAGUGCUCGGGUUACGAGCGUUCCAUCUGGAACUGCCCGUUCAAGAACAUCACGUCGGAGGACUGCCGGCACACGGAGGACGCCGCCGUGCGCUGCAACGUUCCCUACAUGGGCCUGGAAAAUUCGAUCCGCCUCGGAGGGGGGCGCACCCGCUACGAGGGCCGCGUGGAGGUCCUGGGCGUGGACGCCAACGGCACGCGAGGCUGGGGUCUGAUCUGUGGCGAGACCUGGACCACCAAGGAGGCCAUAGUGGCUUGCAGGCAGCUAGGCCUGGGCUACGCUAACCAGGCUAACCAAAUCCGGCUAGUGGGCGGCCGCAGCACGUACGAGGGCCGGGUGGAGGUUCGGGUGGGCUCCAGGUGGGGUACGGUGUGCAGCGCAGGCUGGACCACCAGGGAGGCCAUGGUGGCGUGCAGGCAGCUCGGCCUUGGCUACUCCAUGCACGCCAUCACCGAAACGUGGUACUGGGACAGCAGCAACGUGACCGAGAUGAUUUUGAGCGGCGUCAAGUGCACCGGAAACGAGAUGUCGCUGACGCAGUGCCAGCGACACAAGACGCUCAGUUGCCAGAAAGCCGCCGCCAAGUUCGCCGCCGGCGUCAUCUGCUCAGAAACGGCGUCCGACCUGGUCCUGAACGCCACGCUGGUGCAACAGUCGGUCUACAUCGAGGACCGGCCCCUGCACAUGCUCUACUGCGCGGCGGAGGAGGACUGCCUGUCCAAGACGGCCGCCAAGGCCAACUGGCCCUACGGUCACCGCCGCCUCUUGCGCUUCUCCUCCCAGAUCCACAACAUCGGCCGCGCCGACUUCAAGCCCAAAGCUGGACGCCACUCGUGGGUGUGGCACGCCUGUCACGGACAUUACCACAGUAUGGACAUUUUCACCCACUACGAUCUCCUGAACGCCAACGGAACCAAAGUGGCCGAGGGGCACAAAGCCAGUUUCUGUCUGGAAGACUCCGACUGCGAGGAAGGCGUUUCCAAGCGGUAUGAGUGCGCCAACUUUGGCGACCAGGGCAUCACGGUGGGCUGCUGGGACAUGUACCGCCACGACAUUGACUGCCAGUGGAUCGACAUCACCGACGUCAAACCCGGAAAUUACAUCAUGCAGGUGGUGAUCAACCCUAACUUGGAAGUGGCCGAGAGCGACUUCACCAACAAUGCCAUGAAGUGCAACUGCAAGUAUGACGGCCAUCGGAUCUGGUUCCACAAUUGCCACGUUGGCGAUGCCUUCAGUGAGGAGGCGGAGAGAAGAUUCGACAAGUACCCAGGACAGUUGAACAACCAGAUUUCUUAAUCCAAACCACAGACGGCUGGCGCGGCGGACAUUUUGUGGAGCGGACGUCAUUUUUUUUUCGACUGGAUGUCAUGAGGCUUUGGUGAGGGAAGUUUCCAUUUUGAAAAUCCGUCUUUGGAGCUGUUUUUACACAUAUGUUUUUAUCUUUUUUGUGAAUGUAUUUAUUACGUGUUAAAAGGUGCUCGAGAGAUACCCAAGAUUGUCUUGUGAGGUGCUGCGCUGUUUUAUUUUAUUUUUUAGGAUUUUAUGACAAAGGAUUGGACAACAACAACAACAAAAAAAUCAAUAAAUGGCUGUAUGUACACUGAUGCAAUCA
This is a messenger RNA of Hippocampus zosterae (dwarf seahorse), 2927 nucleotides long. RefSeq names its product lysyl oxidase-like 3b (gene loxl3b). The coding region runs from base 20 to 2611 and encodes 863 amino acids. Gene Ontology annotation, molecular function: copper ion binding; protein-lysine 6-oxidase activity. The record is from RefSeq and is a predicted model, not a curated record. Gene Ontology annotation, cellular component: membrane. The transcript is spliced from 16 exons. Gene Ontology annotation, biological process: peptidyl-lysine oxidation. Lineage: Eukaryota; Metazoa; Chordata; Actinopteri; Syngnathiformes; Syngnathidae.